Messenger RNA from Uranotaenia lowii, 1905 nucleotides. Its product is annotated as esterase E4-like. Bases 145 to 1884 code for a protein of 579 amino acids. The record is from RefSeq and is a predicted model, not a curated record. The transcript has 4 exons. Lineage: Eukaryota; Metazoa; Arthropoda; Insecta; Diptera; Culicidae.
UCAACGUUUGGACUCCCGAGACCAAUUGAUGGAUCAAAUUAUUACCCAUGACAAAUAUGCCGCCACCACCAUCUUUUUCCAAUGUCUACAGAACUAAUCAGUCUGAAUCGAACUGCGUAGCGAAACGCAGACGCCACCUUCAUUAUGCGUUUUCGGGUUGUGAUUUUGUUUUUAUUAUUUGGAGAUUCUAUUUCGGGGGAUGCUACCGAUGAAACUUGCGUUGUACGGUUCCUCGACACGGGAAGCAUAGGGAUCGGAAUACCAAGUGAAACCUUCAACCGAGUGCCCUACUGUCAGUACUUGGGAGUACGCUAUGCUGAACCUCCUGUGGGAUCAUUGAGGUUUAAGAACUCAGUGAUCUCUAACCCUAGAGGAGUUGAAAAUUACACUGUGCUGGGAAAUAUCUGCCCCCAGGAUGAUGAUUUUCGAAACCCCCAGGAAAUAAUCGGCGAUGAGGAUUGCUUAUUCAUGAACAUCUUUUCUCCGAGGCGCGAAAAUAAUGGGACGAAUUUAGCCAGGCGAAAGUUUCCGGUGCUAGUCUUCAUCCAUGGAGGAUCUUUUAUGGUUGGCUCAGCCGUUGUGGAUAUGAAGAAUGGUGCAGAUUUGUUAGUUGAUAGCGGCGUACUGGUCGUGAGCAUCAACUAUCGACUAACGAGACUGGGAUUUCUCCGAUAUCCUGAGUUGAACGUGUCAGGAAAUUUUGGUUUAAAAGAUCAACGAACAGCUCUACAGUGGGUUCAGAAUAAUAUCGAAUAUUUUGGAGGUGAUCCACAGCGCGUUACACUCAUGGGUCAAAGUGCUGGAGCAGGAUCUAUCUGUUAUCAUAUGUACUCGGAGCAAAGUCGAGGCCUAUUUCAACAACUUUUUCCCUUGGGAGGUUCAUUUUUAGGUUCAUGGGCUUUGAACUUCAAUCAACACGAGUCGGCAGAGCGAUUGAUAACAGCACUCAACGUGACAAGCCUGGAAGAACUACAGAGCAUUGAUUUCAAACAACUAUUUGUGCGAGAUAACUACGAAAUAUUUGGCUUUUUUACGAUGUUUUAUCCAUCUUUUAUACCAACUGUUGAAGACGUGAGCGAUGAGGAACCUUUCAUAACGCAGACGCCUUUUGACAUCAUCAAAACGGAACUUGCAAAUCCCAUUCCAGUACUUAUAGGACAUUCCGAAACGGAGUUUGAACUGUUGCUGAGUUACGCAAAGUUUUUGUAUAUGGGAGAAAAUUUCCCCAACAAAAACAGGUCGGUCAUCGAAAACGUACCGUGGCUUAUUGACUAUCACAACGCAUCAUCUGGAGAUGAAAAUUUCUAUAGAAAAAUGGCCAACAUGGCGAAUCUUUAUUAUCCCAUCAAACGGCUGAUAAAAACUUGGUCCCGGCAAGAUUCUCCAAUUUAUUAUUUCAAAUUUGGCUUCGAUGGAAAGUUUGGUUACUACAAGAAUGAAUUCUACAAAUCCAGAACGAAUGGAAGUCGUUACGGGGCCGUUCAUGGUGAUGAUUUGGGAUACAUCUUUACACCUUAUAAUGUGAAAGAAGCACUUGCCAACCGAAGUCAGUUCAACCGGGAGUGGAAGGUCCAUGAGCAGAUGGUUGAGUUGGUGGCAAAUUUUGUGAAAUAUGGGAAUCCAACACCAAAACCGUUGAAAAAACUGAACUUGACCUGGAUUCCUUACAAUGACAAGGCAUCAGGAGGCAGAUACUUGAGCAUCGACAAAACACUCGAAUUACGCAUGGAUGAUGAUUCCGACAAUGAACUUUUCAAACUUUGGGAUGACAUUUUUCCGUGUAUUUACUAUUUCGAGUGUGAGAAUCUUCAAAAGCGAUUAGACAAUACAGAUUCGAGUGAUGAGAAAUCCCAGGAAGAUGUUGAUGAAGAAAACGAAAUUUAAUAAAUUUUACGAAUGAUUUGA